CGUCUCAAACACAAACACUCGAAACAUUUUUAUUUUAUGCUGCCCAGAGUCUUUAGCCUUUUACCAAACGGGUCCUCUGAGAUGGUCACGGCGGGAAAAGGGUCAAAGCAAAGUGGGAAGUGGCGGGAACAAAUUGGAGGCUAAAACUUAAAAGGACACGAAAUUGGCAUAAUAAAUACAGAUUUACACAUAGGCCCCACCGACUAUUUACGUUCCUAUACCCUUUUCAUUUUUCUCUAUCAGGCGAUUUCAAUGGCGAGAAGAAGAAGCAAAGCUAGGGUUUCCGAAGAAGAAGAAGAAGGACCCUCAACUCACGAAAAGAGCCUCUACGAGGUUCUUGGUGUGGAGAGGACAGCAUCUCAACAGGAAAUAAAGAAAGCUUACUAUAAGUUGGCAUUGCGACUCCAUCCUGAUAAAAAUCCCGGUGAUGAGGAGGCUAAAGUGAAGUUUCAGCAAUUGCAAAAGGUGAUAUCUAUUCUUGGGGAUGAGGAGAAGCGAGCAGUCUAUGAUCAGACUGGUUGUGUUGAUGAUGCUGACCUUGCUGGGGAAGUGGUUCAGAAUCUGCAUGCAUUUUUCAGAACUAUGUACAAAAAGGUUACCGAGGCUGACAUUGAAGAGUUUGAAGCAAACUAUAGAGGAUCAGAAUCAGAAAAGAAAGAUUUAAUUGAUCUGUAUAAGAAGCACAAGGGUAGCAUGAACAGACUCUUCUGUUCAAUGCUUUGUUCGGAACCUCAACUUGAUUCACAUCGUUUCAAGGAUAUUCUUGAUGAGACAAUAGCAGCAGGAGAACUGAAAGCAACCAAAGCCUACCAGAAAUGGGCGAAGAAAGUAUCCGAGACAAAACCACCUACCAGUCCUUUGAAAAGGAGGAAGUCAAAUAAAGAGUCAGAAACAGAUCUAUUGGCAAUCAUAUCUCAACGCAGAAGUGAGAGGAAAGAUCAGUUUGAUUCUAUGUUCUCAUCUUUGGUUUCAAAGUAUGGUGGGAAUAGUUCUGUUUCAGAGCCCACUGAAGAAGAGUUUGAGGCUGCGCAGAAAAAAAUCGAAAGCCGCAGGACCUCCAAAAAAUCAAGGCGGAAGUAACUUGACCUCUGAAUAGAACCAUGCCCUAUGAAUUGAUUGUGUACAAAUUCUGAUUCUGCUAAAUGUCCUGCAAUUGCUGUUACUGUUUAAAUGAGAUUCAGAACCGUAUGUAUGUGAGCUAUCUUUCAGCUAAA
Quercus robur (English oak) is the source of this 1214-nucleotide messenger RNA. Its product is annotated as chaperone protein dnaJ 6-like. NCBI's taxonomy places the organism in Eukaryota, Viridiplantae, Streptophyta, Magnoliopsida, Fagales, Fagaceae. The transcript is spliced from 8 exons. Bases 253 to 1080 code for a protein of 275 amino acids. The record is from RefSeq and is a predicted model, not a curated record.